UGAUUUUAAAAUAUCGAUAUGCAUUGCUCAGCAUUAUGCUGUAGUAUUAAUUUGGUAGGCAACUAAUAAUACAAUAACUAGAAAUCCGUAGGACUUAUUUCUUUUUUUUUGCUACUCUGAGCAACGGAAUCCCUGUCUAAUAUGACACGUGUCAAUCUUGUCAUUUGUCAUUAUUACUGUCAACUCUGUGACUUUUGAUCAGUGGUUUUGAUAAUGUGUGAUUUAAUGUGCUUUAAAAUGAUAAUUUAUUCUUAUUUUACUAGAUAUAAAUGUUAACUUGGACUACCAACUGGAGUUCUUACUGAUUGUGUGGUAAUAAAACUAGUUAGAUUGUACUGGAUUGCAUUAUUCUUGUCUGCAACUCUGGAUUUUUGUAUUAUCCUAGAUAACACAAUUCCUUCCUAUAUUAAAUUGAUGCCAUUACACCCUUGAUUAUGAUGCUUGCACAUACCGAAUAUACUUUACAACUGAGAAUUAUAACUGAAAAACAACUGGUUAAUUUUUCUCUAUAGAUACUGUUACUUUUUAUUGGAAACUAUGGACAACAUAAAUGAAGUGAUAGAAAUAAAACCUGAAGAUAUUGUUGAUUUGUAUUCUACAGACAAACCGGAUUUGAUAGAUAUCACGUCAUUAAAAGCCGAAGAAAAUUUUGAUCUUGCAGAUUCAACUAUAGAUAAACUUUCAGCACAUUCCGGCACAACAGACACUGCUUUGAACAGUAAACCAAUUAGUGUAGAGCAUAUUAAAAAAGAAAAUAAUAUUACUGACUUAGUAAGUUUGGAUAUUGUUAAACAAGAAAAUAAUGUUCCAGAAGAGAAUAUAAAUGUAUCGUCAUCACAUAUUAAUCUAAAACAAUCUAAGGAAGCAUCUAACGAAAAAUUAAUAGACAUAGUAGACUUAAAAGAAGAAAAUGAUAAUAGCGAUGAAAAUCUAAAUAGUACGGAGAAAAUAGUAAACCUUGAAAGGGAGAAUUUGAAACACAAGACGACCAAAAUAAUUGAACGCCACCAUUGCUCAGCUUGCAACGCCAUCUUUAAUAAAGCUUCUACCUUACAGUACCAUAUAAGUGUUCGCCAUAAAGAACGCGGAACACGUGAGGAACGAUCCAUCAACAAACACGGAUAUAGAUGCCCAAAAUGUAAUUUCUAUUCGGGAAAUAAGGGUAUUUUUGAAGGUCAUACGUGCAGCGAUGAAGAAAGUAGUGGCUCUCCAGUCGAGAAAACAACUGGGCAAACCUCCAAAUUUGUUAUUCAACUUACUUCGAAGGGACAGGUGAUUAAAGCUUAUAACAAAAACAAGGAUACUCGUGCUAUUGAUCUUCCCAGUCCAGAAAAAUAUGAACAAGAGGAAAGUGUUCUAAUCAAGGCACAUUUUGAUGGUGAUCUCCAAUUUAAAGCAGUAAAAGUGCAGCAAAUAUUGUAUAAAUGUCCUCGGUGUGACUACAAAACGACAGAGAAGCGUUACUUUAAUCGUCACAGGGCAGCUCACUUGACACCACAACAACGUCAGAUGUUUGCUUGUGCGCAGUGCGACAACGCAUAUUUUACAAGAGGGGGCUUAAAUCAUCACAUUGAUAACAAUCAUACAAAUUCCAGUUUGACUGUGGACACUGUGGAUCUUACCAUAGAAGACAAUAAACAAGAAGCGCAAGUUCAAAACGGCAUAGAACAGAAGUUAGAGCUUGAUAUUCAUGACGUUGAACUUACCAGCCCGGAAGUCAAUAAUCAAGAAGAGCAAGUUCAAAACGUCAUAGAGCAGAAGUUAGAUCUGGAUACUAGUGCUAUUGAUCUUCCCAGUACAGAAAACAAUCAACAAGAGAAAUAUGUUCUGAUAGAGGAGGAAUUUGAUGGUGGUUUACGAUUUAAACAAACACGACAGACGUUUGCUUGUACGCUGUGCGACAGAAUAUUAUUGACAAAAAAGGGCUUAAAUAACCACCUUGGUAUUAAUCAUACCAAUUCCAGUUUGACUGUGGACACUGUGGAUCUUACCAUAGAAGACAAUAAACAAGAAGCGCAAGUUCAAAACGGCAUAGAACAGAAGUUAGAGCUUGAUAUCGAUGAUGUUAAACUUACCAGCCUGGAAGUCAGUAAUCAAGAAGAAGAGCAAGUUCAAAACAGCAUAGAACAGAAGUUAGAGCUUUUUAUCGAUGACGUCGAACUUACCAGCGCGGAAGUCAAUAAGCAAGAAGAACAAGUUCAAAACAGCGUAGAACUGGAUACUCGUGCUGUUGACCUUACCAGUACAGAAGACAAUCAACAAGAAAAAAAUGUUCUGAUGGAGGAAGAAUUUGAUGAUGGUUUAAAAUAUAAAAACAGGAAAAGAGGAAGGUUGCAAAAAAAGGGGUAUAAAUGUUCCACAUGUGGCUAUCGAGCAUCGAAAUAUUUUUUGCUGAAGCGUCAUGAAGUAGUUCAUUUGCCACUGGAAAAAAGAGAAAUGUACAGUUGUUUGCACUGUAGCAAAAGAUAUACGCAAAAAAUCAACUUAAUCCAUCACCUGAUCAUUGUUCAUCCUGAGACCAUGCCUGAAAGGCAGAAACAGAUUUAUAGAUGUUCCAAAUGUAACUUCAAAUCAGUAAAGAUGUCAAGCUUGAAAAGACACCGUAAAAUUCACUUGCCAGAUAGACAGAGAGAGAUAUACUGUUGUGCUCACUGUCACCUUACGUAUUGGUCCCGAAAACGUAUAACAACUCACCUUUACAGACUUCAUAGGGGCUGCAUACCAAAGGCAAGAAAUAAAACGUUGUACAUGUGUUCGUCGUGUGAUUUCCAAACGCCGCACCAAGUAGAAUUUCAGCUACACAGGACAGCUCACGGGAGAACCGAUAAAGAGAAGAGAUCUUUUACCUGUCCGUAUUGCGACAAGAAUUUUUUAGGAAAAACCAUAUUCGACCACCACCUUAAAUAUUAUCGUCCUUGCUGCACAAUGGCAGCAGCGAAGGAAGCGACCUCUCAGUGUCCGACGCCUUCCUAUCAAACGUCACACAAAGAAAGGUUUAAGGAACACAUGGAAAGUCACUUGCAGCGGGCAGAGCGACAGUUUUAUAUUUGUCCGCACUGCGACAAGAAAUACACGAGAAGGGGUCACUUCAUUGAUCACAUUGUGCUUAAUCUUGCUGGGUCUACUGGUAUCGAUGACGUCGAACUUACCAGCGGAAGCAGCGUAGAUUCGGAUGAUGAACCAGCGCAGCUUCGUAAAAGAGUGUAUGAUUGUUUCAAAUGCAAGUACCAAACGACAUUAAUAGCAAACCUGAGACGACACAUGGGAGUUCACUUGGCACGGGAAGAACGAGAGUUGUUUGCUUGUCCGCUGUGUGAUAAGGAAUAUACGAGAAAAGGUGGCUUACACCGUCAUCUUAAAAGUUGCGCUCUUCGUUCCAGAACAGCGCCGCAGCUUGGAGGAUUACUGCAGCGGUUCUCUUGUUCCAAAUGCCACUACGAAACGGUAUCAAGGGGACACUUCCAACGACACAUGAGAAGUCACUUGGAAGAGAGGGGACAGUGGUUUCCUUGUCCGUACUGUUGUAGGAAAUUGUCGUCAAAAUCUAGCAUAGACUCUCACCUUAUACAUUGCUCUCUUUAUUCCAAAAUAGUGCCGCAGCGUGGAGUAUUGCACCGUUGUUCCAAAUGCAACUACCAAACGACAUUAAUAGCUGACCUGAAACGACACAUGGGAGUUCACUUGGCACGGGAGGAACGAGAGUUGUUUGCUUGUCCGCACUGUCAUAGCGAAUUUGCGAGAAAAUCUAACUUAAACUGUCACCUUAAACGUUGCCCUCUUUCUAGAAAAGAGAAAAAGAAAAGGACAGCGCCGCCGCCGCUGCCUGGAGGAUUGUAUGUUUGUUCCAAAUGCAACUACCAAACGACAUCAGUAGCAAACCUGAGACGACACAUGGGAGUUCACUUGGCACGGGAGGAACGAGAGUUGUUUGCUUGUCCUAGCUGUCAUAGCAAAUAUACGACAAAAUCUAGCUUACACUAUCACCUUGAACGUUGCCCUUUUUUUAGACCAGGGCAGCAACCUAACAAGUGGUACGUUUGUUCCAAAUGCCUCUACCAAACGUCAUCAAGGCAACAGUUCAGACGACACAUGAGAAGUCACUUGGAACGGAGGGAAAAACGGUGGUUUGCUUGUCCGCACUGUUCUAGGAAAUUGUCGACAAAAGCUCGUCUAGACUAUCACAUUAUACAUUGCCCUUUUAAUCCCAGGAAUACCAGUGACGUUGCACCUAACGUUGAAGGGAAGUUAGAGCUUUUAAGUGAUACCGAUGGAGUUGAACUUAACACUACGGAGGACAGUGAACAAGAAGAGCAAGAUGAAAAGAGCGCAGAACAGAACAUAGAGCUUUUAAGUGAUACCGAUGAAGUUGAACUUAACACCACGGAGGACAGUGAACAAGAAGAGCAAGAUGAAAAGAGCGCAGAACAGAACUUAGAGCUUUUAAGUGAUACCGAUGGAGUUGAACUUAACAGCACGGAGGCCAAUGAACAAGAAAGGCAAGAUGAAAAGAGCGCAGAAGAGAACAUAGAGCUUUUAAGUGAUACCGAUGGAGUUGAACUUAACAGCACGGAGGCCAAUGAACAAGAAAGGCAAGAUGAAAAGAGCGCAGAACAGAACAUAGAGCUUUUGAGUGAUACCGAUGGAGUUGAACUUAACAGCACGGAGGCCAAUGAACAAGAAAGGCAAGAUGAAAAGAGCGCAGAAGAGAACAUAGAGCUUUCAAGUGAUAUCGAUGGAGUUGAACUUAACAGCACGGAGGCCAAUGAACAAGAAGAGCAAGAUGAAAAGAGCGCAGAAGAGAACAUAGAGCUUUUAAGUGAUACCGAUGGAGUUGAACUUAACAGCACGGAGGCCAAUGAACAAGACGAGCAAGAUGAAAAGAGCGCAGAAGAGAACAUAGAGCUUUUAAGUGAUACCGAUGGAGUUGAACUUAACAGCACGGAGGCCAAUGAACAAGACAAGCAAGAUGAAAAGAGCGCAGAAGAGAACAUAGAGCUUUUAAGUGAUACCGAUGGAGUUGAACUUAACAGCACGGAGGCCAAUGAACAAGAAAGGCAAGAUGAAAAGAGCGCAGAAGAGAACAUAGAGCUUUUAAGUGAUACCGAUGGAGUUGAACUUAACAGCACGGAGGCCAAUGAACAAGAAAGGCAAGAUGAAAAGAGCGCAGAACAGAACAUAGAGCUUUUAAGUGAUACCGAUGAAGUUGAACUUAACACCACGGAGGACAGUGAACAAGAAGAGCAAGAUGAAAAGAGCGCAGAACAGAACUUAGAGCUAACGAUAGUGCAGGAAAAGGUCCAUCAGUGUUCCUCAUGUUCCUACCGAACAUUAAGGAAAGGAGAGCUUCAGAAACAUAUGGAUACUCACCUACCACCGGAAGAGAGACGGUUGUUUUCUUGUCUGUAUUGCUACAAAAAAUAUACACGAAAAGUCACAGUAAAACGGCACAUUGAACUUCGUCACAUUGGCAUUGAGAAGAACACACAGGCAAAGUUAUAUAAAUGUGGCCAAUGCGAGUUUGUAGGUCGAUGUGCUAUACAUCUUAUCCGACACAAGAAAGUUCACUCGUCGGAAAAACCUAACUGUACCUCGAAAUUUGGGGGAAACUACCCAUUAAUCCGUCACAUUAAGCGUCGUUUUAGUGGCUUGAAUACCAAUGACGUCAAACGGAAUUUAGAGCUUGAUAUCCAUGACGUUGAACUUGCCAGCCCGGAAGUGAAUAAGCAAGAAAAGCAAGUUCAAAACAGCAUAGAACAAAAGUUAGAGCUUGAUAACGAUGACGUUGAACUUACCAGCGCGCAAGUCAGUAAACAAGCAGAGCAAGUUCAAAACAGCGUAGAUUCUGAUGAUAAUGAUAUUCGGGCUGUUGAAAUUACCAGUAUGUCCAUACUGAGAUCUUAUUUAUUGUCGUCCGACAAUAAACAAGAGAAGCAUGUUCAAAAUAGGGAAGCCUCUGAUGAGAUAGCGCCUAAUAUCGAUGACGUCAAACUUACCAGCGUGGAAGCCAAUAAAGGAAAAGAACGUGUUCAAAACAGCGUAGAGUCUGAUGAUAAACCAGCAGCGCUGCGUAAAGGGAUGUACGAUUGUUCCAAAUGCAACUACCAAACGACAUUAAUGGCAAACCUGACAGGACACACAGAAAUGCACAGGGUACGGGAGGAACGAAAGUUGUUGUUACCGCUGCGUAAUAAGAUGUAUAGAUGUGCCAAAUGCAACUACCAAACGACAUUAAUGGCAAGCCUGAAACAACACAUGGGAACUCACUCGGCACGGGAAGAACGACGGAUGUCUGCUCGUCCGCACUGUGAUAGGAAAUGUACGAGAAAAGAUAACUUAGGCCAUCACCUUAAAAGUUGCUCUCUUCAUUCCAGCGAUAGCCAUGAUGUUGAACUUAUCACUAAAGAAGACAGUAAACAAGACGAACAUGUUCAAAGCAGCAUAGCAUCUGGUGAUAAGUUAGAGCUUGAAAGACAUAAUGUUGAUCUUAUCACAGCAGAUAAUAAACAAGAAAAGCAAGUUCAAAACAGUACAGAACUGAAGUUAAAGCUCGAUAGCCAUGAUGUUGAACUUAUCACUAAAGAAGACAAUAAACAAGAUGAACGUGUUCAAAGCAGCAUAGCAUCUGGUGAUAAGUUUGAGCUUGAAAGCCAUAAAGUUGAUCUUACCACAGAAGAUAAUAAACAAGAAAAGCAAGUUCAAAAUAGCACAGAACUGAAGUUAAAGCUCGAUAGCCGUGAUGUUGAACUUAUCACUAAAGAAGACAAUAAACAAGAUGAACAUGUUCAAAGCAGCAUAGCAUCUGGUGAUAAGUUAGAGCUUGAAAGACAUAAUGUUGAUCUUACCACAGCAGAUAAUAAACAAGAAAAGCAAGUUCAAAACAGUACAGAACUGAAGUUAAAGCUCGAUAGCCAUGAUGUUGAACUUAUCAUUAAAGAAGACAAUAAACAAGAUGAACGUGUUCAAAGCAGCAUGGCAUCUGGUGAUAAGUUAGAGCUUGAAAGACAUAAUGUUGAUCUUACCACAGAAGAUAAUAAACAAGAAAAGCAAGUUCAAGAUAGCACAGAACUGAAGUUAAAGCUUGAUAUUGAUAACGUUGAACUUACCAGCUCGGAAGCCAAUAAACAAACAGAACGUGUUCAAAACAGCGUAGAUUCUGAUGAUAAACCAGUAGCGCUGCCUAUAAGGAUGUAUAGUUGUUUCAAAUGCAACUACCAAACGACAUCAAUGGCAAGCUUGAAUUCACACCGGGCACGGGAAGAACGACAGUUGUUAGCGCUGCGUAAUAGGACGUAUAGUUGUUCCAGAUGCAACACCUACCGUACGACAUCAAUGGCAAGCCUGCAUCGACACAUUGCAACUCACUGGGCACCGGAAGAACGACAAUCGUUUGCUUGUCCGCACUGUGAUAAUAAAUAUACGAAUAAAGUUAGUUUAGAGUAUCACCUUCAACGUUGCCAUCUUCGUUCCAGCGAUAGCCAUGAUGUUGAACUUAUCACUAAAGAAGACAAUAAACAAGAUGAACAUGUUCAAAGCAGCGUAGCAUCUGGUGAUAAGUUAGAGCUGGCGAAGGCAUUGAAGGAAUCGCAGAAAAAGAUCUAUAGAUGUUGCACAUGUAGCUACCAAACAACAUAUAAGUUCAAUUUUAGCAAACACAAGAAAAUUCACUUGGCACCUGGAGAACGACAGAUGUUUGCUUGUCUGCAUUGCGACAAAACAUAUAUACAAAAACAAAGCUUACAACACCACCUUCAGAAUAAUCAUAUUGAUUCAAGGGCGAAGGCAUUGAAGAAAUCGCACAAAAAGGUCUAUAGAUGUUCCAUGUGUAGCUACCAAACGCCAUAUAAGUCCCAUCUUAACACACACAAGAACACUCACUUGCCACCUGAAGAACGACAGAGGUUUGCUUGUCUGCAUUGCGACAAAACAUAUAUACAAAAACAAGCCUUACAAUGGCACCUUAAGUAUCAUCAUACUGAUCUGAGGGCGAAGGCAUUGAAGGAAUUGCAGAUAAAGGUCUAUAGAUGUUCCACAUGUAGCUACCAAACGCCUUCUAAGUCUUGUCUUAACAGACACAAUAAUAUUCACUUGCCACCGGAAGAACGACAGAAGUUUGCUUGUCUACAUUGCAACAAAACAUAUAUACAAAAACAAGCCUUACAAUGGCACCUUAAGUAUUAUCAUACUGAUCUGAGUUUGAAUAAGGGGGCAGAAGAAAAGGUGUCGCAACGUAAUUUCAAGACUAGACAACGUAAAAACAUUUUGAAACCCCCCACUGACAGACCCAAAGCGAAAAAAGAGGGAAAGUAUUAUAAAUGCUCUAUGUGCAACGCCCGGUUUAUUUACGAGCAUUAUUUGCUUAAUCACCUUGAAAUUAAUCAUUGUGAACGCAACGAAGCCACUACUGUUGAAGUUAUCGGCGCAAAAGACGAUGAAGAUGGAAAACGUGUUCAAAAUAGCGAAGCAUCUGAUGAUAAGUUACAGCAGUAUAACAUGCAUAAACGAGCAGAAAAAAUUGUGUCACGACGUACAACCGUGUCACGCAUUGACAGUCACAACCCGAAAAAAAAUGGAGAUUAUUAUAAAUGUUCUAUAUGUAAAGCCCUGUUUAUUUACGAACGUCAUUUGCUUAAACACAUUAAAAGUAUUCAUAGUGAACGCAAAACUGAUGACUCUAUAUCUACAACUAAUGAAGAGAAUACAGACAGUUUUAUAAAAAUGGAAAUUGAUGAUUGCGCUCCAGCUGUGGGCGAAGACAUGCACCAUGAUUCCCAAAACGUCGAAUGUCCACCUGAAACUAAUGUAAUAAGAUCAGAAGAUUUUAUGCAAACAGAAUCUGACGAAGAUAUACAAGAUGGUUUUUAUGACUGGGAUAUUGUAGAUGAACCUGAAAAAGUCAGAAUUGAAGAUAUUUUAAAACUUCUACAACCCGAAUCUUCAUGACAUAAUCUUAAUAAUUCAAAAAAUCUGAUUAGCUGAAUUGUUUCAUUUUUAUAUGUAUAUUUUUAUCAUUUUAAGCUCUAUACUGAUUUCGUUGCUGUGGUAUUUUCCAUAAAAGUUUUACGCAUAGAUUAAUAAAACAAGUUUGGAUUGAAAAGUCCUCAUAAGCACAUUGUUAAUACUAUUUUUCAGCUUUAUCCAGAAUUAUGUCGCCAAAUAUUGUCUAUUCAAGUUUAUUAUGAUUUUCUAAUUUUAUAAGUGAAAUGAAGUGUGUUUCAUAUAACUUUUUUUUUUAUAACUUUAUUUUACAU
Molecule: messenger RNA, 9248 nt
Organism: Sitophilus oryzae (rice weevil)
Lineage: Eukaryota; Metazoa; Arthropoda; Insecta; Coleoptera; Curculionidae
Exons: 66
Coding region: 538-8940 (2800 amino acids)
Biological process (GO): regulation of transcription by RNA polymerase II; DNA repair
Cellular component (GO): nucleus
Molecular function (GO): DNA-binding transcription factor activity, RNA polymerase II-specific; RNA polymerase II transcription regulatory region sequence-specific DNA binding
Source: RefSeq, a predicted model, not a curated record